Molecule: messenger RNA, 1336 nt
Organism: Pseudomassariella vexata
Lineage: Eukaryota; Fungi; Ascomycota; Sordariomycetes; Amphisphaeriales; Pseudomassariaceae
Exons: 3
Coding region: 367-1098 (243 amino acids)
Source: RefSeq, a predicted model, not a curated record
CAAAAUGUGAUGUCAUUGCUUUCCAAAUCUGGGUUCAACCCUUGUCAGUUAUCCUGGAUCCACUCAGCAUAACCAACUGUUGUUGGUUUGAAGUGAGGUUUUCAGGGUCCAACUGGUACCAAAACUGGAACACUGGAAUUCCCGCCGUUGGAUUCCAAGGUCGAGGGUCCUUGAGAUGCCUAUUUGGUCAAUUCCUCUUCUCGGCCACUUGGAGAUAUCGACAAGGGAAGCAUAUUCAUGAAACCGGAUUACCUUGACGAGACUUCGGCAUUUCUUUGUUCCUCGCUCGUGAACACCAGGUCUUAAGAAAACAUUUUGCCCGUUUUAAGAAUCUUGAUCAUGGCAACUGUGUCACCAUCAUAGCCCAUGACAAUAUGGCUGCUGUCAGACCUUUACAAUCCUGUUGAACAUCUUUGGAGUCAACAAUAUCUGCGGUGCCCGAUACCUCUCAACGACACUCUAUCUCCAGAGCAUACGUCACUUAUACACGCUGUUGAUGGUAAAGUGACACCUGGAACGAGAAAAAUGGAAACCCCGUAUGUGGACAAGCGUCCACGGUCGCCUUCACCUUCGUAUUCACCAUCACCGCCGCCUCCUACACGCCCCCGAAGACGAGUGAAGAAAGCCAUCGGCCAAGUUGGACGUGCAUCAGAAGUAGAAACGUCACAGGUCCUACCAGCCGUUGAGGAGAUUGUCGACUUGGUUCAUCAACCUAGAUCGGAACGGACGUCGCCCACAGAUGCACCACCUUCCAAGAGACCUUCUAGGCGGCGACGAAGAACGCAGAGCAGUUGGGCCGCAGCCCCAACGGACGACACUGUGCACGCUGCGGAGGAGAUUGUGGAUUUGGUCCAUCAAGUUCAACUGGAGCCUACAUCGGCGCCGAAUGUAGAGUCAUUGGAGCGGCCGCGCGGACGAAGAAGAAGGACACAGGGUGGUCAACAACAACAACUAGUUCAAGCAGCCCCUACUCAGACGUCUCCUACAACAUCCCCCGGUGGCUCGAGCUUAACCUUGAAGCUAGACUUAGACCUCGAAGUGGAGGUAUCAUUGAAGUCGACGAUUAAGGGAGAUUUGUUAUUGACAUUGUUUGCCUAAGUGGCAAUACACCUAUUAUGAUAUGAUGAUAUGAUGAUAGGGGUUUUGAAGAUAAGGCAGAACAAAACGAGAUUGGGUCAAUGCAAGAGUACCCCUCGCAAGAGGCAUGGCGUUUCUGGUUUUAGAUUGAAAUAGUUCUGUUGAACAGAAGUAUAUCGGACCUCGGAUUUAGUACAUUCAUUGUGUGUUAAAAGUAUUUUCUGAACAUAAUUUGGUGAAUUCAACAGAGUACAUAUUG